GAUGAUCAUACAUUGAAGAUGCAAUGCAAGAGAGAAAAAAAGGAAAGGAGAAAUGGAGUUACGUGAGCUUGGAAGAACCGGACUCAAACUCAGUACCGUAGGUUUCGGAGCUUCUCCACUCGGCAAUGUCUUCGGCACUGUUUCCGACGAACAAGCCAUCGCUUCCGUCAGCCUCGCCUUUCAAUCCGGCAUCAACUUCUUCGACACUUCUCCCUACUACGGAGGAACACUCUCCGAAAAAGUGCUGGGGAAAGCUCUAAAGGCUCUGCAAGCUCCAAGAAACUCGUACAUCGUGGCAACCAAAUGCGGACGCUACAAGGAGGGUUUCGAUUUCAGCGCCGACAGAGUAACGAGGAGCAUAGACGAGAGCUUGGAGCGCUUGCAGCUUGACCACGUCGACAUUCUUCAGUGCCACGACAUCGAGUUUGGUUCCUUAGACCAGAUUGUGAACGAGACGAUUCCGGCGCUGGUGAAGCUGAAGGAAGCGGGGAAGACGCGGUUCAUCGGCAUCACGGGGCUUCCGCUGAGCGUUUUCAGUUACGUUCUCGAUAGGGUUCCGCCGGGGACGUUGGAUGUUGUGCUGUCGUAUUGCCAUUACUGCGUGAAUGACUCUGCGUUGGGGGAUUUGGUGCCCUAUUUGAAGGCCAAAGGGGUUGGCAUUAUCAAUGCUUCUCCGCUGUCUAUGGGCCUUCUCACUGAGGCUGGCCCACCUGAAUGGCAUCCUGCUUCGCCGCAACUCAAGUCCGCAUGCCAAGCUGCUGCUGCUCAUUGUAAAGAAAAGGGGAAAAACAUUUCAAAGUUAGCAUUGCAGUACAGCUUGUUAAAUAAGGAAAUCUCAUCAGUGCUUGUAGGCAUGAAAUCUGUUGAACAGGUGGAGGAAAAUGUAGCUGCGGCAAGAGAACUUGCAACUUCUGGAAUUGAUGAGGAGGCUUUGUCUGAAGUUGAAGCUAUUCUAAAGCCUGUUAAAAGCCAGUCAUGGCCUAGUGGAAUCCAGCAGAGCUGAUGUUUAUUCUACUGCAUGGUAUUGGCUAUGGAGACAUCCGCGCCUGUUGUUGAGGAUGUUCUUUACACCUGUAAUCCCAUUAAGAUAAAUAACUCUGACAGCUACUAAGAUCCACUAUCUAAAUAAUUCUUGUUUAUAGUCUAGACUCUAGAGUGCGUUCAAUAAUACAUUUCUCAAUGCGUCAUUAUUCAAUGCUCUUCAUCUUCGGCUUCUGGAGAGUAAGGACCUGUCUUCUAGGUGUGCCAAUAUAUAUAUAUAUAGUGGCCUUCUUAUGGCUUUGAUCUCUAUUUGGAUGAAGCUAGAAUUGUUGUUUGAACUGUUUUGUAAAAGCAAUUAAGAAAUGGCAAUAAUUUGUUCUC
Molecule: messenger RNA, 1362 nt
Organism: Cajanus cajan (pigeon pea)
Lineage: Eukaryota; Viridiplantae; Streptophyta; Magnoliopsida; Fabales; Fabaceae
Product: NAD(P)-linked oxidoreductase superfamily protein
Biological process (GO): L-ascorbic acid biosynthetic process
Cellular component (GO): cytosol
Molecular function (GO): L-galactose dehydrogenase activity
Source: RefSeq, a predicted model, not a curated record